Molecule: messenger RNA, 441 nt
Organism: Oncorhynchus masou masou (cherry salmon)
Lineage: Eukaryota; Metazoa; Chordata; Actinopteri; Salmoniformes; Salmonidae
Exons: 1
Source: RefSeq, a predicted model, not a curated record
AUGGAGAUGAAUACAUCGUUAUUGGACGUGCCUGCCCCGUGUCUGCCUGCCCCGUGUCUGCCUGCCCCGUGUCUGCCUGCCCCGUGUCUGCCUGCCCCGUGUCUGCCUGCCCCGUGUCUGCCUGCCCCGUGUCUGCCUGCCCCGUGUCUGCCUGCCCCGUGUCUGCCUGCCCCGUGUCUGCCUGCCCCGUGUCUGCCCGCCCCGUGUCUGCCCGCCCCGUGUCUGCCCGCCCCGUGUCUGCCCGCCCCGUGUCUGCCUGCCCCGUGUCUGCCCGCCCCCGUGUCUGCCCGCCCCCCCGUGUCUGCCCGCCCCGUGUCUGCCCGCCCCGUGUCUGCCCGCCCCGUGCCUGCCUGCCCGCCCCGUGUCUGCCCGCCCCGUGCCUGCCUGCCCGCCCCGUGCCUGCCCGCCCCCGUGCCUGCCCGCCCCGUGCCUGCCCGCCCC